GUCUGUAAGUUCAAAAGUUAGGCUGAGCUGCAUCGAAUCGGCCAUCUCAGACUUUUAUAGCUCUCGUGGAAACACUCAAACGAGGCUGGUUCUGAGCAUUAGGGACUCCAGAGGUGAUGUUGUCGAUGCCGCUGCUGCAGGCAGACGUUGGUCGGGUUUGUAGAGUUCGGCGAUGUAGUUCGAUGCGUGAUUAAAUUCCCGAAGUUAUAUGUGGAACGUACACUGACAGAAGAAACAUUAUGUCAAAGGGAAAAUGAUAGAAGAAAAAAAAGUUCAAAAUAAAUGAAUGUGAUAUUGACAGAGUCAAAAGUCUAACGUUAUAAUCCAAUACUACAAGUUUGAAUCUUGAAAGUUUAAUAAUUUUGAUGUUUGGUGCUUCUUUUUUUUAUUUAAUUUAAUUUUUUAUAUUUUUUUUACCGAUUAUUCAAACAUACAGCUUUGGAUCUAAUAAAGAAUGUUCAAGUGCAAGCAAUCUUGGGACCGAAAUCAUCAAUGCAAACCAACUUUGUAAUUGAUCUUGGAGAAAAAGCACGAGUUCCCAUAAUCUCAUUUUCAGCAACAAGUCCUUCCCUCACUUCCCUUCCAAGUACAUAUUUUUUCCGAGCUACACAGAUUGAUUCCUCUCAAGUCAAAGCCAUAGGGGCAAUUAUCAAAGCUUUUGGAUGGAGAGAAGCUGUGCCUAUCUAUAUUGACAAUGAAUACGGCAACGGAGUAUUACCAUACCUGAUCGACGCCUUGCAGAUUGUUGAAGCUCGUGUCCCUUAUCGAAGUGCCAUUUCCGGGUCAGCAACGGAUGAUCAAAUUGAAAAGGAGCUUUUCAAGUUGAUGACAAUGCAAACUAGAGUCUUCAUUGUGCACAUGCCCGGCCCUCUAGGCUCUCGGCUUUUUGCUAAAGCACAAAAGCUAGGGAUGAUGAAUGAAGGCUAUGUAUGGAUCAUGACAGAUGGUUUGAGCAAUAUUUUAAGUUCAAUAAAUGCUUCAGUCAUCAGUUCAAUGCAGGGCGCACUGGGGGUGAGGACCUAUGUGCCGAAAACAAAAGAAAUUGUCACUUUUAGAGAUCGAUGGAAAAAGCAGUUCCACCAACAAAAUCCAACCAUCAUCGAUGUUGAACUAGAUGUAUUUGCACUUUGGGCAUAUGAUGCUGCUUAUGCAUUAGCCAUGGCGGUUGAAGAACUUGGGACUUCAAGCUUUGUCUUCCAAACCACCAUUUCUUCCACAAACUCAUCAUCAGAUCUAGAGACUUUGGGGGUAUCGCAAAAUGGUUAUCAGCUUAGCCGGUCCUUGGCAAAGACAAAAUUUAGAGGUCUUGCUGGAAAUUUCAGUUUUGAUAAUGGACAGUUACAAUCUUCCAUCUUUGAAAUAUUGAAUGUGAUUGGUGCUGGAGCAAGAGCAAUUGGAUUUUGGACACCUGAAAAUGGACUGGUGAGAAAUCUGAUCAUCAAUUUGACAAACACGUCUGUACCAAAUUUAGGCUUCGUCAUAUGGCCCGGAGAGCAUGGCUCCAUUCCUAAGGGAUGGGAGAUCCCGACAAAUGGAAAAAAGUUAAGAGUUGGAGUUCCAGUGAAAUAUGGUUUUACAGAGUUUGUUAAGGUGGUAGAUGAUAAUAGCACUAAUACAACACCAGAUGUUAUUACUGGAUUCUGUAUCGACGUCUUUAAUGCUGCAAUGGAAGGAUUACCAUAUGCAGUUACUUAUGAGUUCAUUCCCUUUGCAUAUUUAAAUGGCAGUUCUGCGGGCACUUAUGAUGAUUUGGUCUAUCAGGUUUUCCUUGGGGAUUAUGAUGCUUUGGCAGCAGAUUCAACAAUUAGAGCAAACAGGUCACUGUAUGUGGACUUUACAUUGCCAUAUACUGAAUCUGGUGUAGUAAUGGUAGUGCCAAUGAAAGAUAAAAACCGGAUUAAAAAUGCAUGGAUUUUCUUGAAGCCUUUGACAUGGGACUUGUGGCUUGCGAGUUUCUUUUCCUUUGUCUUCAUUGGUUUUGUGGUUUGGCUUCUUGAACACCGUGUAAAUGAAGAUUUUCGUGGGCCUCCCUCACAUCAAGUUGGCACUGGCCUCUGGUUCUCUUUCUCAACAAUGGUUUUUGCACAGCGGGAGAGAGUCGUUAGCAACUUGUCUAGGUUUGUGGUGAUAGUAUGGGUAUUUGUGGUGCUCAUACUGACUCAAAGUUACACAGCGAGUCUGACUUCACUGCUAACUGUGCAAAAGCUUGAGCCAACUUAUACAAAUAUAAGCCAUCUGAUAAGCAAUACUAAGGAGUAUGUGGGCUGCCUGGAUGGCUCUUUUGUCUGCGACCUUUUACAACAAGGUUUCCAUGCUUCCAAUAUUAGGAAGUAUAAAUCUGCACAAGAAUGUAACCAACUUUUGAUAAACGGGAGUCAAAACGGGGGUAUUGCUGCAGCCAUUGACGAAACUCCAAACAUGAAGCUUUUUCUUGCAAAUUAUUGCUCCAAUUAUACCAUGAUUGGUCCCAUAAUUAAAACUGAUGGAUUUGCCUUUGUUUUUCCUAAAGGUUCGCCUCUUGUACCAGAUGUAUCAAGGUCGAUUCUGCAAUUCACCGAGGGAGACUUGAUGAAGGAACUUGAACGCAAAUGGUUCGGGAACGAAACAGCUUGUUCAGUUAGCAACCCCAUGGUGUCUGAUUCUAGCAGUCUUAGCCUUGAUAGGUUUUGGGGUCUGUUUCUGAUUGCUGGCGUCACUUCGUUAUUAGCCCUCAUCAUAUUUGUAGCCUCAUUUAUAUGGAGUUAUCAGCACAAAGGAAUUAGGGUUAUGCUCGAAGUGUUUGACUGUAAAGACCUGAGCUCCCAUACUUUUAAGAAGAAGAGUUUGGGUGAUCAGUUUGAGCGGUCACCAAGCUGCAGCAGCUACUCAAUAAGCCCCUCUAAUUUUAGCCAUUCAAACCGUACAGAUAUUACAGAGAUGGGGGAACAAGCAAUAUUGCAUGCUGGUCAAGUUGAAUUUCCAGCUAGUGUGCUUGAUCUUCCAAACUCAAAAAUUCCAACAGCUCCUCAAAGUAUUCAAGAGAACAAUUAAUAUAUAUCAUUUUCACAAUGUACGUUGAAUUGUAAGACAAUCUUAAUAGCACUUAAUUCAUCCCUCUUUUUGGGGAUAAGAAUAGUAUCGUAUAAAAUCACG
Molecule: messenger RNA, 3132 nt
Organism: Rosa rugosa (rugosa rose)
Lineage: Eukaryota; Viridiplantae; Streptophyta; Magnoliopsida; Rosales; Rosaceae
Product: glutamate receptor 2.7-like
Exons: 5
Coding region: 493-3030 (845 amino acids)
Cellular component (GO): plasma membrane
Molecular function (GO): signaling receptor activity; ligand-gated monoatomic ion channel activity
Source: RefSeq, a predicted model, not a curated record